This is a messenger RNA of Cuscuta campestris, 562 nucleotides long. The record is from the annotation of a GenBank genome assembly. NCBI's taxonomy places the organism in Eukaryota, Viridiplantae, Streptophyta, Magnoliopsida, Solanales, Convolvulaceae.
AGAUCAGAUAUAUUUGGGAUGAAAUAGCAGAUAUAAUAGAGGGACCUAGAAUCAGACUUGUUACAACCAUCAAGCAACACAUUUUAGAAUGGCACCUCAGAUCAGAAACCCAUACACUUCGUGGGAACAUGAAAUUGGUGAUGCCAGGAGUUAUUGGUUGGUGUAUUUGGAAGCAAUAUUCUGCAAUUUCAUUCGCCGGACGGUCGAUGCCAUUCUCCGGCUGAGAGCUACAGAGAGACUCGGCGGUGCAGAAGUGCUCCUUUCUCCGGCAAGACCUAGAGACGGAGAGCUAGGGAGAUUCGGCGGCACAUUUUCCAGCAAGCAGCAGCCCCCAUCAACGGAGAUCUGGGGGAAAAUUCGGCGAAGCAGCAGUGCUCCACUCACCGGCAAGCAGAAGCACCCGUCGACGGAGAGCUAGGGAGAAAUCUGGUGAUGCAACAGUGCUCCAUUCUCCGGCAAGCAGCAACCCCUGCCAUUAUCAAUAUGUUUCAGACAUAAGCUUUGGAUUUUGAUUGUGUUUGAUAAUGCUAAACCGCCGUGACAAUAACAAAGUUAAACUGAG